Messenger RNA from Paramuricea clavata, 489 nucleotides. The record is from the annotation of a GenBank genome assembly. NCBI's taxonomy places the organism in Eukaryota, Metazoa, Cnidaria, Anthozoa, Malacalcyonacea, Plexauridae.
AUGGUGGCAGAAGUGUUUGGACAAGCGAUUCGAAAGUGCCCAGAAAUACAAGGAGUGAAAGUGCCCAGAAAAGUGCCUGGAGGGACGGAAGUGGAAAUAUCACAAUAUGCUGAUGACAACACCUGCAUUGUUACUAAUUCAUAUGGUCUUGUUAAAGUCAUUGAUGUCUUUAAUGAAUAUGGUCGAGUAUCGGGAGCGAGGCUUAAUACAACGAAAUCAAAGGGUCUUUGGCUCGGGUAGGUGGCGUUCUCGUACUGAUUCACCCUGUGGUCUAACCUGGGUUAACACCAGCCUAAAAAUUGUUGGUAUUUACUUUGGUUCUGAAAAUGCAAAGAUCCAAUUAUGGGAAGAGAUUACGGUCAAAUUCAAGGGAAUAUUGAAGAAAUGGGAACCACGGUAUCUGACGUUACGAGGGAAAAUGACGGUGAUCGGGAGAUUGGUGGCUUCGACGCUUUGGCUUGUGGUAAAGAUAUACCCGCUAACGCGUGA